Molecule: messenger RNA, 765 nt
Organism: Dendrobium catenatum
Lineage: Eukaryota; Viridiplantae; Streptophyta; Magnoliopsida; Asparagales; Orchidaceae
Product: basic leucine zipper 61-like
Exons: 4
Coding region: 1-765 (254 amino acids)
Biological process (GO): positive regulation of DNA-templated transcription
Cellular component (GO): nucleus
Molecular function (GO): DNA binding; DNA-binding transcription factor activity
Source: RefSeq, a predicted model, not a curated record
AUGGCUGAUCGACUCCCCCCCAAUCCCCCCUUCAACUCUCCAUCCUUCCCUUCCUCCCCUCCUUCCCCCUUCGGCCUCUCUCCCGAGAGCGACUCAUGGGUUGACAAAUUAUUCAACUUCGCUGCAUACGCAAAAGCCUCCCAUCGUCGCGCUUUUAGCGACUCUAUCGUCGCUCUCGAGCCUCCCGCCGCCGCAAACCCAACAAUGUCGUCCGCUCCUCCCUCCGACCAUAACAAUGUCAACGCAGACAACUAUAAGCCCAACGUAAACCCACCUGACUAUCAUGCCCAUCCAAACCAGCCAAUUCAUUUUAUCCACUCUGAAGGAGAGAUUUCCUCGGCCGACGAUACCCUUCAAUUACCCAUUCAAGAUCCCAAGAGGGUGAAGAGGAUAUUGGCGAACAGACAAUCAGCGCGGAGAUCGAGGGAGAGGAAGUUGCAGUACAUCUCCGAGCUGCAGAAACGCGUCGGAAAGUUGGAGACGGACGUUGCGGCAUUGACGCCAAGAGUUGCCUUCUUCGAUUGCCAACGGUCGAUGCUCGUCAUGCAGAAUAGCCAAAUCAAGCAGCGCAUAGCUGUCCUUGCACAAGAGAAUUUCGUUAGAGAUGGCUGCUAUGAGACACUGAACAAGGAGAUAGGAAGGCUAAGUCAGCUCUACCAACGACAGAAUCUUGUGCAGACGGAUGCGAUGACGGCAGCCAUCGACGCCGGCGGUGAGGACACGGCCUCCAUUUUUUAUCAAAAUGAUUUGCAAACAAACCCCUAA